CCCUUCUUCCACAUUCCCAUCCACCGGCAACUUCAAAACCCUCGGCGCAUUACCACCCAUAAACCCCUCCACCACACUUCCCCUCAACCCGCCGUCCUUCCCCACCAAAUACUCAUUGACUUUAUCCACACAAUCCCUAGACCCCAAUUGGGGAAAGUUCGUCCGAAACAUUACCUCCUCUCUUCCCGUGAUAUUCGCAAACGUAAUAACCUCCUGCGCAUAAUACCUCGGCGACCAAGCACUUGUAUCAAUAUACACAUUUCUAUUCUUCCACGCAACCGCAGUAUGUCCCAUCUGAGUGUAAAAUGGAACAUCCACCUCAAUACACUUGACAUACAGUGGCCAGUAAUGCGCAUCCGAGGGAGGGAGAUUCCACAACCAAGGUACAACCCUCAACCCAACGAAGUUCUCUUUUCGGACGUAGUGUUUAGCUCUUUGACGGCUGCAAAGGGGUUAUGUAGAUCGACGGUAGCCAAACCGAAGAUUUGAUCCAAUAGGCGCGCGUGGAUUGGGCGACUUUUUCAUUCGAGAAGAUUGUUUUCCCGGGCGGGUCUAGGCGGAUAAACGGAUGUGGGACAUGCCGGCUUAGUCCGUUAAUGCGAUGACUUCGGAGGAGGAGCGCUUUUUGUCGGCGAUUGAGGGGUCCGAGUGGCUGUACCUAGGCGAAGAGAGAGGCGACUUCAGGGAUGGCGGCUCCGAGCUAUAGAGGGAUGGGGUUAAUGAGUGGACUGUUUAAUGGGGGUUGGGGCAAACUUGCUCCUGGUAG
Messenger RNA from Aspergillus sclerotioniger CBS 115572, 766 nucleotides. RefSeq lists its product as uncharacterized. The transcript has a single exon. NCBI's taxonomy places the organism in Eukaryota, Fungi, Ascomycota, Eurotiomycetes, Eurotiales, Aspergillaceae. The record is from RefSeq and is a predicted model, not a curated record. The annotation marks the transcript as partial.